CGUAAACUGCUUAGAGCAGCUAUGACACCUGCUCUCCGAGAGAAAGUAAUGAAAGGUCAUGGUAUCUGUUUACCCCCUUCCUUGUCUUCAAAAGCUAUGGAGUCCAGUGAAACGUUGGGCAUGGGAAAUGCCAAAACUGUCAAAGAGAAAAUAAAGGAGGAUUCUGUGACACAGAUAACAUACUCGGUGCUGGGGUUUCCCACCCCACAAUCGAAUCUCCAAAGCGAUCUCUUCAGUUUAAAGUACUUUGGCUCCCAGUCCUCUAAACACUAUCCCCUAUUAACAAACCCCAAUUCUUCUUUCAGUAUAUACAAUAAGCAUUGUAUGCAGAAGAACUUGGAAGAGCAAAAUUGUUUCAAGGCAAGAAAUCCUUUAUUUAACAGCACGAAUACACACUUCAAUCAGAUUAUUAAUUCAGAAUCUAGAGAGCAGGUUCAAGGGGGGAAUUUAUUGUCGGUGACAACACAGAACUCUUCAGAAACAGGGAAGCCAUCAGAGCCACGUAUAACUGAAUCUGGCCAUGUAGAAGAAAGGCAGCUUCCUAACUGUAAAUGGCAUUGGAAGAAUGGCUUUUUUAGUAAGUCUUUAUUUGCCAAUACUGAGAUGAAAGAAGGGAAUGUAUUCCAUCAAGUUCAUCAUGAAGCCUUGGAAACAACAAUGGACUGCAGCCCCAGUAGUAAAGAACAGGAAUUGAAUUUUCGAUUACUCCAGUGUGUAAACAAACAACAGGCUUUGCUCAGCCGGGCCAAAAGAACUCAGAAACAUUUGCAAAUACUCUUGGCAAAGCAUGUUGUCAAGCACUGCGACCAGCAGAUAAAAUACUUUGUGAAACAUCAACUGCAGAGAAUGAAUGCUCUUCAUAAUCCGAGCAGAAUGUCGGGUGGCAGUUAUCACCGGUGUGCCGAAAUUAGAACAGGAAGCAAUAAUCUCGAGGCGAGGGUGAAUAAACACCUGCAGCGUGAUUUCACUGUUGCCCCUGGUGAAAUCCAGGUAUUCACGCGCUCUGCAACUGGGAUACUGUCUCACGUGGAAAAGAGUUUGGAUUCUGACGCCACUUGUAGCAGCUCCAGCGAAGAGGAUGAUGAGCAGAUUUCCAGAAGAGCUGUGGCACUUAAGUACAGAUCUGACUGGCAAUGGCUGGUGGACAGAGCUAAAAUUGGCUGCUGCUGGACAUGGCUUCAAGCUCAGAUUUCGGAGAUAGAAUACAAAAUCCAGCAACUCACUAACCUUCACAGACAGAUCCGCGCCACCAAGGGAAUGGUGGUCUUAGAAGAACUUUCAACUCCAAAGGACAUCCUGAAGAAACAAACACAAUGGGCAGACGGAGAAGCUUUAUUACGCACCACGGGGAAUUCUCAAGCCCAUCUUGAAAGGCGGGAUGCUUGGCCAGAAAAUGAUUUUGAAAUAUCGCCAAGCAGUCCGACUCUGCUUCUCCGAAACAUAGAGAAACAGAGUGCCCAGCUAAGUGAAAUCAUCAGCAGUCUGAUGGCUCCGUUCAGUCUUUCUCCCACGGCCUCUCCUCUGUCCUCGAAGUCCUGUAAACAGAAAGAUACAGUCAAUGGCAUCUCUGUAAGAGGCCCAGAGACCCGUGAGGAAAUUUCCUCUUCCAGCAGUUGGCUGGUUGACCAGCAGCACCUGAAGAGAAGAAGGAAAGACAAGACGAGGCUUAAAGCUUCAUCCGUUUUGGCGGGGAGCACGUCUGCUCGCACCAGACCAGUCCAGAGUUUCCAGAGGAGGAAACUGUACAAAAUGAAAACUGCGUUCGAUUUGAAUCAGCAGGCAAUGACACUGAGAGAUGCUUUGCUUCAUCCUAACAUAGAGAAGGUGGCUCCAGCCAGCACUUGGGAUAGUUAUGAGCACUGCAGUAGACAGCUUAUGUUAGAACUGGACUCCUCAUUCCAUCCAAUCUUAUCGUUUCCAUCAGAUAUUCCUCUUCACGUACACUUGAAAAGCUUGCUUCAGAAGAGUGAUAUCAGAGGUGACCCUUUUGAAACUUCUGCCCUUGGCUUGGAGUUUGAAAUGUCUCCAUCUAACGGAUGUCAUCAGGACGAGGCCACUUCUCGGCAGUGGAGCUGUGGACACCCAUCCGGUUCCAACCAUCAGCCUUUGUCAGAAAUACCUGCACAGCUGCCAGAAGGAAGAAAGAAAAGACAUUUAAGCGAGACAACAAUUGUGGCAGGAGCUGGCAACAGCAGAUUUGAAGCAUUUUCCUUCCUGCAAGAAGAACAGGAAUCCCACGACCAUUUUACAGGAGCUGCUGAUGGCAACGUGUCUCGGGCCAGUGACAGCUCGUCAUCGCAGCCCAAUUUGAGACGGAGACUAAGAUGCGAGAGCUCCUAUGAUAUCGAUAACAUAGUUAUACCGAUGUCGCUGGUUGCACCAUCUAAAUUGGAGAAGCUGCAGUACAAAGAGAUUCUUACUCCUAGCUGGAGAACUGUUAGCCUUGUGCCUUUGGGAAGUCUCCAUGAAGAUCAAGAAAAGGCAGAAGAUCUGUCUGAUGAAGCCUAUUCUUCACGGCAUGCGAAAUACGAAGAGAAAGAGAGAGCCCGGUGGUCACUGUGGGAGCAGUGCCAGUGGCCCAAAAGGAACAGAACAUUCAGCAGAAAUUUGGAGGGAUACGAGACAGCGCUGAAACACGACAACUCUGAUCUCGCAUACCACUUUGGGGAAAAUACUGCAGAUACUUCAGAAUCCGACAGUUCUCUUUGCUCAAGUGUGCUACAGUCAUUAGAAAGAAACCAAGAACCCGUUUUGUGGGAACGUCGAACUUUUCCACUCCAGGGAAAAGGAGCGGAAGCUUUAAUACGCCAAGAGCAGCUGCCAGUUCAGCGGGAAAGUUCGGCCCCGGCCCCCCGCGGUGAGUCUGACUGUGCCUCCCCCGCUGCCUUCUGUUUGCCAAACCACCAUGAACUGCACAAGAAGAGGUCUGCUGGCGAGCUGGCAGAUGGCGACCACAUUGCCUUGGUAACCGGCAGCACGAGAGAGCAGAGGCGGGGCAAAGGAGAGGAUGGUAGGAAACGGGGACUUCUCGCCAUGCUCCCCGACCAUCGGUAUCUCUUGCACAGCUUGGCCAUCGGCAGAAGUGGAGCUCUCUCAUGUGCCACCCUGACCAAGAGCGAAGCUGGGCAAAAGAAAGGUGUCGGCCGCAACCGGGAUGUGAACUGGCCCUUCAACAGGCGACAAAUCGCAGUACAUAUUACAAAAUCUGCCUUUGGCAGUGACGGAAUUCUCCCUAGCCGCAAGAACAAACUUAGUGUCCUGCAACAGUCUUUCUUUGCAGUGGAGGAAUGA
Molecule: messenger RNA, 3291 nt
Organism: Euleptes europaea (tarantolino)
Lineage: Eukaryota; Metazoa; Chordata; Lepidosauria; Squamata; Sphaerodactylidae
Gene: KANSL1L
Product: KAT8 regulatory NSL complex subunit 1 like
Exons: 16
Coding region: 22-3291 (1089 amino acids)
Cellular component (GO): NSL complex
Molecular function (GO): histone acetyltransferase binding
Source: RefSeq, a predicted model, not a curated record